Aplosporella prunicola CBS 121167 is the source of this 1547-nucleotide messenger RNA. RefSeq lists its product as uncharacterized. The record is from RefSeq and is a predicted model, not a curated record. NCBI's taxonomy places the organism in Eukaryota, Fungi, Ascomycota, Dothideomycetes, Botryosphaeriales, Aplosporellaceae. Gene Ontology annotation, cellular component: cytoplasm. The transcript is spliced from 3 exons. Gene Ontology annotation, molecular function: S-adenosylmethionine-dependent methyltransferase activity; tRNA methyltransferase activity. Gene Ontology annotation, biological process: tRNA methylation; wybutosine biosynthetic process. The coding region runs from base 33 to 1547 and encodes 504 amino acids.
UCUUCCCUUCUUUCCAAAAAUUUCCAGCAAUCAUGCCCUUCACCAGCCUGGCGCUGGUCGUCCCCUCUCAACACGUCAAAACAGUCAAAACCGCACUGGAAGAGCAAGGAAACCUAGACCGCGGGCGCAAGAUCAGCCCAUACCAAGAUGGCGGAAGCAGCGCAGCUGAGAAGAAGUUCCUCGUGCCCGUGGCCACCGACGACCACGGCGCAGCAUCCAACGGCAACGAAGCGACGACGACGCCAACGUCGUCAGCACCAGAAGCCGUCAAAGCCGCGCUGCUACAGCACCUGGGCCAAGAGAUCCUCGACCGCGUCGCUGUCAUCGAACUCCAAGAGGACGCGGGCACCAACACGCCUCCCCGCGCCAGGAAAGAUGUCAACCCGCUGCAAGCGGCAGCGCGGAAAUGGCUGCAAUCACAAUCACAAGAACAACUGCUCUCGUCCCUAAACCCCCACAUCAACAUCGACGACCUCGUCAACGCCCUCCCCCCAACCUACUCCGUGUACCCGCCGCUGCUCCUCCUCCCCGCCACCACCUUCGCCGCGCCGCCCUGGCGCGCCCUCCUGAGCGCCCUCUCCCCCGCCCACACCAGCGAGCUGUACGCCGCGCUCGCGCACGCCCUGCACGCGACCCACGUCGCUGUCAACGCGCCCAUCGCUGCGCAGACACCCGCUCCUUCUUCAGCAGCUGAUGGCUCCGCUGCCGCUGCCGCUGCCGCUGCCGCGCCCAACAUCCUCCGCAGCCCGAGCGGCCUGCGCCCGCUUCUGGGAGACUUUGGCUUGGGCAGUAAUGGCACGGCGUCGUCGCCCCAGCAACAUCCCACGCCCGCGCACUUCGCCGCCGCGUUCUGGGUCCGCGCGCGCCAGAACGGCAUCGUGCAGGCGUGGGCGCCCGUGCACACCAUGUUCAGCCGGGGCAACGUGAAGGAGAAGGCGCGGGUGCUUGGCGACGCAACAGCCGUCGACCUCUAUGCCGGGAUCGGGUAUUUUUCGUUUUCGUACCGGCGCGCCGGCGUGCGCAAGGUGCUGGGGUGGGAGCUCAAUCCGUGGAGCGUGGAGGGGCUGAGGCGGGGGGCGGGGGCGAACGGGUGGGGCGUUAGGGUCGUGGAUGAGGAGGCUGAGGGGCGGGAGGGUGCGGGUGGUGACUUCCUCGUCUUCCGCGAAUCCAACGUCCACGCCCUCGACCGCAUCCGCGCCUUGCGCGCCUCGCUGCCCCCCAUCCGCCACGUCAACUGCGGGCUGCUGCCGACGUCGCGGGGCAGCUGGACCACGGCGGUCGAGGCGGUCGAUCCUGGUUUAGGGGGGUGGGUGCACUUGCACGAGAACUUUGGCGUUGGGGAGAUCGAGCAGAAGGCCGGGGAGACGGUGGCGGAGGUGCGGAGGCUCGUGGGGGUGCUUGCGGAGAGCCGGGGAGGAAGUCCUGAAUGUGUACAGGACGUGGCGUUGCUCCAUGUCGAGCGCGUCAAGACGUAUGCCCCCGGCGUCGUGCAUUGCGUUUUGGAUAUUUUUGUCCCGCCUACGGCGCUGCCCGUGGCGUCUAUGUAG